UCUUUUCUCUUCUUUUUCUCUCUCUCCCUCCCACACAGCACUGAAGACUGAAGACUGAACCAAUCAUCAUGAAACACCCUCUGCGCCCAGCACUCCCCAAAAGCACUUCUCCUCCUCGUCAAAACCUCUCCUCCCUUAAAUCUACCCUCUUUAAACCCUUUCACAUCUCACCUCCUCCCCCAAAAAACCAUGAAAACCAGCUCUCAUCCUCUGUUCUUCUUCCUCUUCCUCUCUUUGUUUUUCUUCGAAACGAAUCUUGUAGUCUCUGCGACUAUCCCACCCCAGCUCUUCUCUCUCCUAUCUCUCAAAACCUCCCUCAAGGACCCUCUCUCCUCUCUCCAUGACUGGAAUCCCACCACCAUUUCUAGCUCUCCUUCUUCGACGCCGCCCUGGUGUUCCUGGACAGGGGUUACGUGCGGCCGAGAUGCCUCCCUAAUUACUUCACUUGAUCUCUCGUACAAGAACCUCUCUGGGUUCAUCCCUCCAGAAAUCCGGUUCUUAUCUCAAUUGAACCACCUCAACCUCAGCGGCAAUUCCUUUGAAGGGCCUUUUCCCAACGCCAUUUUUGAAUUGUCACAGCUCAGGACUCUGGACAUCAGCCACAACAAUUUUAAUGGUAGUUUCCCACCUGGUAUCUCCAAGCUCAAGUUUUUGACGAUUUUUAACGCUUACAGCAACAGUUUCACCGGUCUGCUGCCACAUGGGAUUACACGGCUUCGGUUUCUUGAGCAGCUCAACCUCGGCGGGAGCUUCUUCAAAGGUGGUAUACCGGGGGGGUUUCGCAGUUUAUCGAGAUUAAAGUAUUUACAUUUAGCUGGAAAUUUCUUGCAUGGACCGAUUCCACCAGAUUUAGGCUUUAUGACUCAGCUCGAGCAUUUGGAGAUUGGAUACAACGAGUUCUCUGGAGGGAUACCGGUGGAGUUCGGGCAGUUAUCGGAACUCCGAUAUCUCGACGUUGCCACUGCAAAUUUAUCUGGUCUUCUUCCGCCAGAGCUUGGUAAUUUAACGAUGCUCGAAUCACUUUUUCUAUUCAAGAACCGAUUUUACGGCCCAAUUCCCGCGAGUUACUCAGGUUUGGGAGCACUGAAGGUGCUUGAUUUGUCAGAUAACCACCUUUCAGGUCCGAUUCCAGAAGGAUUUUCUUCGUUAAAGGAGCUGACUUUGCUGAGUUUAAUGGACAAUGAUCUAUCCGGCGAGAUCCCGGCUGGAAUAGGCGAACUUCCUAACCUCGAAGCCUUACUGCUUUGGAACAAUUCUUUUACUGGAUAUCUCCCCCAAAAGCUUGGCUCGAAUUCCAAGUUGCAGAAGCUCGAUGUUUCAUCCAACUCUCUAACCGGUCCGAUUCCACCGAGUCUCUGCCUCGGAAACCGACUCGUUCGACUCAUUCUGUUUUCCAAUAGGUUUGACUCCGAGCUCCCUCCAUCGCUUUCAAAUUGCACUUCUCUGUGGAGGUUCCGGAUCGAAAAUAACAGACUAUCGGGAACGAUCCCUUCCGGUUUCGGUCUCUUGCCAAACCUCACUUACAUGGACCUCAGCAAGAACAACUUCACCGGCGAAAUCCCGAGAGAUAUCGGCAAGUCCGUGAAAUUGGAGUACUUGAACAUUUCUGAGAACUCAUUCAACAGUGGAAUACCAGACAACAUAUGGAGUGCUCCCAACCUACAGAUCUUCUCCGCCAGUUUUUGCAAACUCACCGGGAAAAUGCCAGAUUUCAUUGGAUGUCGAAGCUUGUAUAAACUGGAAAUGGAGGGGAACUCGCUUAAUGGAAGCAUUCCGUGGGACAUUGACCACUGCGAGAAGCUUCUCUGGUUGAAUCUCAGACAGAAUUCUCUCACUGGGAUAAUCCCCUGGGAGCUUUCGACGCUCCCAUCGAUCACCGACGUCGAUCUCUCCCAUAACUUCCUUACUGGUACGAUCCCUUCGAACUUCGGCAACUGCAGUACAUUAGAGAGUUUCAAUGUGUCAUUCAAUCUCCUCACUGGCCCCAUCCCGUCGUUCGGUACGAUCUUCCCGAACCUUCACCCGUCGUCGUUCUCCGGAAACGAGGGCCUCUGUGGAGGAACUGUGGAGAAACCCUGCGCUUCGGAUAGGAUGGCAACCGAUGAUUCCAGAUUCCGGGAGCAACCAAAGAAGACCGCCGGAGCGAUCGUAUGGAUCGUGGCUGCAGCAUUCGGCGUAGGCCUCUUCGUCCUUAUUGCCGGUAGCCGCUGCUUCCAAGCGAAUUACGGCCGUCGAUUCGUGGAUGAUCAAAAGGCGGGACCAUGGAAACUAACCGCAUUUCAGCGGUUGAAUUUCACGGCUGAUGACGUGCUUGAGUGUUUGUCGAUGAGCGAUAAGAUCAUCGGAAUGGGAUCCACCGGGACUGUAUACAAGGCGGAGAUGCCAAGUGGCGAGAUCAUAGCGGUUAAGAAGCUAUGGGGGAAGCAUAAAGAGACGGUGCGGAGGCGACGGGGUGUUUUAGCAGAAGUGGAUGUGCUGGGUAACGUGAGACACCGUAAUAUCGUGAGACUGUUGGGUUGCUGCAGCAACAACGAGGCUACGUUGCUACUGUACGAGUACAUGCCGAAUGGGAGCUUGGACGAUUUGUUGCACGGGAAGAAUAAGGGAGAGAAUCUGGUGGCGGAUUGGUUCACCCGGUACAAGAUAGCACUGGGCGUUGCGCAGGGCAUCUGCUACCUUCACCACGACUGUGACCCUGUUAUCGUGCACCGGGACGUGAAGCCAAGCAACAUCUUACUGGAUGCAGAGAUGGAAGCGAGGGUGGCGGACUUCGGAGUCGCCAAGUUGAUUCAAACCGACGAGUCCAUGUCGGUCAUUGCCGGGUCGUACGGCUACAUUGCACCUGAGUAUGCUUAUACAUUGCAAGUGGACGAGAAGAGCGAUAUAUAUAGCUUCGGAGUGGUACUGAUGGAGAUACUAAGUGGGAAGAGAUCUGUGGAUGCCGAAUUCGGAGACGGCAACAGCAUUGUCGACUGGGUGAGAUCGAAGAUCAAAACAAAGAACGAUGUGGCGGAUAUCCUAGACGAGAACGCCGGUGCUUCGUGCGCUUCGGUGAGGGAAGAGAUGGUGCUAGUGCUAAGAAUUGCAUUACUUUGCACAAGUCGCAACCCGGCCGACAGACCGUCCAUGAGGGACGUCGUGUCGAUGCUGCAAGAAGCCAAGCCCAAAAGGAAGAUUCCGGGCAGCCUGGGCGGUGGCGGAGAUAGUGUCAUCGGUGGUGGUGCUAGUCUUGUUGUUCACAAGCCAGGAGUAGAGUGUUAAUAUAAUUUAAUUUCAGUUUUUUUUUUUAAUUUUAAUUAUAAUAUGGGGAUUGGUAUAGAAGAAAGAAUUUGUCCUUUUUUUUCCUCUUUAUCCUGAUGGAAAAUUUUUGUUUUUGUUUUUCUCAACUAAAUCACAGGUAAGUUGGUUUUUGAGUUGGCAAUUCAGUCGAUUGCUGUCUAGCUAGUCCUUUGAAAGGGCCAAGGGUACUACUUUUCUGGGAUCAUGGAGAGGCUGAGCAUCCAAAGUAUUUCCAGGUUAAAUUUUAAAAAAAAAAAGACAGAAAAAAGAAAUUUAUCAAUAGAGUGAAUGAUUAUAACCA
This is a messenger RNA of Nelumbo nucifera (sacred lotus), 3580 nucleotides long. RefSeq names its product leucine-rich repeat receptor-like protein kinase TDR. The record is from RefSeq and is a predicted model, not a curated record. Gene Ontology annotation, biological process: protein phosphorylation. NCBI's taxonomy places the organism in Eukaryota, Viridiplantae, Streptophyta, Magnoliopsida, Proteales, Nelumbonaceae. Gene Ontology annotation, molecular function: ATP binding; receptor serine/threonine kinase binding; protein kinase activity.